AUGAAAAAAAGACAUUUCGGACCUAAAAACUUGAAGGCAUGCAAACGAUGCUUUCAGAGGAAGAUCAAGUGUGUUCGUAAUGGAGACGACCCAUGCUCUUAUUGUCAGAAAAGAAAUUACCACUGUGAAAAACGGUCACUAGUAGAAGUCUAUUAUACUGUCGACGCCAGUGAGCGUCCAACCGUUUCGAGCCAAAAAGCAUUCGAGGUCUUGACGAAUUCAAUUCAUUUCUUCGAAUUCGUUUAUAGAGCACUUCAAGAUUCGACUUCGAAAGAUCUCGGCAGCACAAAACUGCAUGAACUGAACAUCAACGAAAGUUUUGUCGACUAUUCAUUUUUAAAAAGAGACAGUUCAGUACAGGUUUUGGAACCUUCGGCAUUUCCUGACAGAGAGACUGCAUUUGCUCUGUUUGAACAGGCAAAAAGAACUAUUGCAUUUGAUACCCAAGUGAUGCUCCAUGAAUCCACAGCCAGAUUCAUAUCAGAGGUAUAUGAACAAGGGUGUAUCGUCGAUAUCAGCAAUCAUCAGGUCAGAAUAGAAGUUUUACGUCUUUUUGCAUUGUUUGCCAUAGGACGGCUGCAUACGAGUGGUGAUGUCGUCCCAGAAGAGUAUCCUGGGCUGAAAUUCUUCAGAAUAGCACUCAGUUUGAUGAACGAUUUCUAUGAUGCUCCUUCCAUUUCCUACAUUGAAUGUCUAGUUCUGAUUAUCCUAUAUCUCGUUGGUUUGAAUAAGUUGAAUCAUGCUUAUAUUCAUUCUGGUACUGCGCUAAGACUCUCCAUGCUACUCAGGUUGGAUAAGCCACAAGUAAAGGGAGGUGUGAAGUUGAGUGAACUAACUAAAGAGCGCCGACGCAGGCUCUGGUGCUCGGUUAAAAACCUUGAUUUCUAUUUGUCCUGGUGUCUUGGAUGCUCAUCAAUGAUCAAAUCACAGUCGCCAAUUGACUAUCCUAACGACAACAUUUACGAAAAUGAACUUGCGACCGGAUUUUUUAUUAGAGAAAGAAUAAAAUUAACGGAGCUUAAGGACCAAAUAUUAACAUCAGUUCUUGAUCCUGAUAAUUCACAUGUUUCUAGGUUUUUUGAGAGUUUCAAUGAAAGAUCACAGGCAAUCAAUACUGCGGUGUCUCGGCUAUCUCAUGUUUUUGACACGGCACUAUUUCACAAGGUGCUGUUUGGACUCGUUUUCAGAUUAAAUGAAUGCAUAAUUCUAGCUACUAUUCCUGAAUUUUUGCAAGAGCUCAAGCCUGAGAAGCUCAAAUUGCUUCCUGCUCGGAAACCUUUGAAUUUAUCCAAGACAUGUGUCAUGGCGGCAAUUUCAAACCUACGUAUCUACGAGUGCCUUUUCCGAAGCAACAACAUUUCAAUUUUUGGAUUUGUUGAUACUAAUUUUCUGUUUCUAUCUUCAAUCGUUCUUCUUCUUGCACGCUACCUUACAGUCGAAAGAGUUGAAUUCCAGCAGGUUGAAAAAUCCUGGCAAGACUGUAUGUUGCUCUUUGAUGAAUUGACAAAAAUCGGGAAUCUGGUCGCAAACGAAUAUCUCAAUAAGAUUGUUCAUCUUCGCGAUCUUUUAUCAAUUUUGGAAGAUCACAUUAAGCCAAUGGAGGACUUGAGCCUGACCCAUAAUCAACAUCCAGAUCAUCAGAAUCAUGAAUUUAGCAAACAAGAGCUGGUACAUUUCAACAUUGUAGAAACUCUGAUCAGCUGGAAUCUCUGA
Molecule: messenger RNA, 1713 nt
Organism: Ogataea philodendri
Lineage: Eukaryota; Fungi; Ascomycota; Pichiomycetes; Pichiales; Pichiaceae
Exons: 1
Coding region: 1-1713 (570 amino acids)
Biological process (GO): regulation of DNA-templated transcription; DNA-templated transcription
Molecular function (GO): DNA binding; zinc ion binding; DNA-binding transcription factor activity, RNA polymerase II-specific
Source: RefSeq, a predicted model, not a curated record